AAUAAAACAGAAAGAUCAAGCUCGAGGCUUUUUUUUCAAUUUGCCGUGUUGAGGCGAAACAUCCUGUCACGAUACUUUUACGGGUCAAUACUGUGGAGAGCAGUGUGUCACUUCACUACUCUAUAUUGGGAAUGGAGAAAGCCAAACAAGAUGCAUUCGACAGUGCCAGACUUGAAGUUAUCAGAGACGCCUAUGAGCGGGCCUUCGAGUGCAUCAACACAGGACUCACCGUGGAUGAAGCUGGAGACAAGCCACAGGCCCUGGAGCUGUACAAGCGAGGGCGACAGCACCUUCUCCGGGGCAUUAGUGUGCCUUCUCGGGGAGAGGAGUGUGUUGGCAGCUCCUGGGAAUCGGCCAGACAGAUGCAGAGGAAGAUGCAGGAGACGCUGAACAACAUCACCACUCGGCUGGCCAUAAUCGAGACCAGCUCUGACCUUGAAUCUGCCGCUGCACUCAGCUAUAGCAGCGUGUCCGACCCCGGUGCCGAAAAACCUCUGUACCCAAAACUUCCCGGCCAAAGUAAGCCAGAGAGGCCGGCUCCGCCAAACGCGCUUUCGGCUAAAGGCCAGGAAGCAGGCGCUGUAGGAGGCAAGGCCGCGUGCAGCAGCGAGGGUCUGCCCCUCUCCCCGAGCAGACAGCCCGUUGUUUCAGCCGAGCAGCCCCCGGCUUAUUCCCCUCAGGCGGCCGACGGCCACCUGUCCGUCUCCUAUGGAACGGACGCAGGGGAAAUGUCCCUGGUUGGUGAUGAGUACUACAGCCGCACAUCUAACUCCACCCCGUCCCUCCAGAGCCUGGGUGAAGACGGAGAGGAGCUGGUGUAUAUCCCUCAUGGUGUGCAGAUAUUCUUUGUGACGCCCGAAGGGCAAGUGAGCGCCCCAUCGUACCCGGGCUACCUGCGGCUGGUCAAGUUCACUGGGGACCAUGACGACAGGAUGCCCAACCGACCGCCAGCAUUUUUGCAGGUGUGUGACUGGCUGUACCCUCUCAUGGCCAUGGACUCGCCAGUGUUGCUGUGUAACACCGGUGUGUUCAUGUUUCCGGACAUGAUGGCGCCAACUCCGGGCUAUUACGUGGGGGUGGUGUUGUCCUCCGAGCUGCCUGCUGCAGACCGACAGCUGUUCCAGGAGCUUCUCUCCCAGAAUACGGAUCUCCGAGUUCAGCCUCCAGAUGAAGCUGCAGACACCAUCAAUCUCAGUCAGAAGGUGUCCAUCGUUGUGCCGGAGGAGACUGCAGCGGCAGUGACUGAGGAGGAGGAGGAGGAGGAGGAGAAAGCGCUCCCUGAGUGGAGUGAAAAGGUGUCAAAUGGGAUUUUGACAGGUGCGUCAUGGCUAAGCUGGGGCCUGGUGAAAGGAGCCGAGUUCACGGGCAUAGCCAUUCACAAAGGGGCCUCUAAACUCCGAGAACACAUCACCCCGGAGGACCGACCCACCCACAUCAACCCCACAGUCACCAAAGGCCUCCACGUGGCCAAGCAGGCGACGGGAGGAGCUGUAAAAGUCAGCCAGUUUCUAGUGGACGGGGUGUGCAUGGUCGCCGGCUGUGUGGGCCGAGAGUUGGCUCCGCACGUGAAAAAACACGGCGGCAAGCUGAUCCCGGAGUCUAUGAAGAAAGACAAGGACGGCCGCUCCAACAUAGAUGGAGCGAUGGUGGUGGCCGCCAGUGGAGUGCAAGGAUUUGCGACCAUGUGGACGGGUUUGGAAGUAGCCGCAAAGGACAUUACUGCGAGUGUAGCGUCAGAGACCGUCACCACAGUAAAACAUAAAUUUAGGGGACUACAAAACAUCCGUGACACACCUAAUACAAAGGGGCGGCAGCAGGACAAGCCACAGACCAUGCUGUCAAUUCUGCCAUUAAUGUCGGCCUCACUGCCUUCAAUGUUGACAACCUGGGAAUCAAAGCUGUGGUGAAAAGGACUGGAAAGCAGACAGCCAAGACCAUUUUGGAAGACUACAAGCUGCAGGUGAAACCAGAGAGUAGCAAGCAAGUGGAGAAAUCGAGUAAAUAGCUCAUAGUGCCCUGCCUCUCAACUGCACCUUAAAAUAUCAUUUGUAUUCUAUCAAAUGAGUUUUGUUGACUGAAUAUUUACUAUGUAUAACAACAUGUUCUAUAUUUAGAAUGUAACUACUGUUUUAUGCAUAUUUAACAGUUUGAUAUAGCUCUUUGGCACUUUAAUCUUAAUGUUAAAUAAAGAUGGACGACAGGAAUAAAAACAGCAGGUUUCAUAACUCAAACAUAAAACAUGGUUAUUGAUUUUAUUGACAGUUAUUAUCACUUCACUUAGGAGGUGCCAGUUUAAUUCUGCGCUUUGUACCAACGCAGCAUUUAAUUGUUGCUGACUAUACACUGGAAACUUUCCCAACCUUCGUGAAGUAUCUGUGUUCAUUGUGAGUUUAUCCCCGGUAAAGUAAGUGCAAUUUACAUGCUUUGAAUGAAUGGUGAAAAUAUUAUAUGUAUAUUGAAAUGAAGUAUAAUCACCGCUGCCCACUGUGCCUGAAAACAUCAAAUAAUAUACAAAAAUCCAAUGUGUUCAAAAGUCCAUUAUGUAUUUUUCUUAGUACAUAAUGGACUACGUCAAUCUGUAGUCAUAGAUUUGUCCAUCUAUUAUCGAUGAGGGUUUGUGCUGUGUUUUAACUUUCAGUUCAGUUUGAUUUAGGUUUUCAAAAUAAUUAUAAUAAUAAUAAUAAUCUUAUUUUGAUGGCCAACGUUUAGAUAACUGUGAAUUUUGAAGUGUAAUAAGAAAAGUGUGACUAUAGCUUGGAAACCCGUGGGUCCUUUUGUGUGGUCUGCUUUGUCAUCUUUAUAAACUGCUUUAAGACAUCAGCAGGUUGAUGCACAUUUGAAAUGUCUUUCUAGUAUUCUAGUUGGGCAUUGAGAUUUCUUUCCCACCUGAAAUAUGAAGAAUAUUCUGAAAUAAUAAAAAUGAAGAAGUACUAUAUUCUGUAUUUUCAUUUUUAUUUGAUCUUUGUGGUAUUGAGUAAUUUUCUUAUUCAAAUAAAAUAAACACCUUAAAUCCGUCGCCCUAUACCUCCAUCUAGCAGCUAUGUUGUGCAACAUAGAUAUAGUGUAUUUUUACAGUAUACAAGUGAUGGUUUAUUCUGUUACCAAAAAUAGCAUUACUGCAUCCACAGAUGAAAUUAUUUUUUAUAUUUCCUGUCCAGCCAGUUUUGGAUUACUUUAUGACUUUCAGUUAUUUUUUUGUUUCACUAAAUAGAAAUUUGAUUGAAAACUUUUGGUCUUGCUUGCACUUUUAAUUAAUUGUGUGAAUUUCAAGAUUAAGAAUGUCUGUGUGUGUGUGUUUAUUCAUAACUAAAGUGACAAAUAUUUAUUUAAUAUGGUUUAUGUUUGGAAUAAAAACAUUAAUAAAAAUCUA
This is a messenger RNA of Pungitius pungitius (ninespine stickleback), 3370 nucleotides long. It is a transcript of the gene spartb, whose product is annotated as spartin b. NCBI's taxonomy places the organism in Eukaryota, Metazoa, Chordata, Actinopteri, Perciformes, Gasterosteidae. Bases 132 to 1907 code for a protein of 591 amino acids. Gene Ontology annotation, cellular component: plasma membrane. Gene Ontology annotation, biological process: negative regulation of BMP signaling pathway; cell division. The record is from RefSeq and is a predicted model, not a curated record. The transcript is spliced from 9 exons.